GAGACUUGUCAGCGUUUUUUAACGUAAGUGGGUCUCCAUAGUUUGAGUGACGUAAAAUUUCUGUUGUUAGUUUUUGGAGAAUAAACAAUUAAUAAAUGAUUUUAUUGAAAUAGAAAUAGCAAUUUUGUAUUAUUUCCUAGCAGAAUUCAUUGAAUUUUCAAUGCUUCGAUAAACGCACGAAAAAACUUACGACAACCAUCUUAGCUCUUGCGAACGUGGGAGAAAAGCAUUGUUCUUUUACAGCAUGAUUAUGCAAUUUCCUGAGUUUUCCUCCGAUAAAGACAUCAACAGCAUCGCUCCACACCUGGCACCGACAGACGACGCGACAUGUCAAAUGACAAUAAUACUGUCACACACGAAGAAAAUGAAGCAAUCAACAGUACUGAUGGAGAUAAAAGAAGGAGAAAAUUUCAAGUGUGAGAUUGCAUUUGAUGAGAUUGAUAUGAUAAUGGUACAUGCACCAGAGCAAACUGUCAAACAGCACUCCAGCCAACAACAUUUUCCUCUUGUAUUCUUUGACUUGGAAUCAAGAGGACUGGCUAGAGAUUCUCAUAUUACACAGCUGCCAUGUGUGGUGAAGAAAAGUUUCCCAUAUAUACCUUUCUAAAAAUAUCUAUAACAGCAAAAGACUCAGAAAUAACAGAAAUCGAAAAUGUUAAUGGAAAUAUGUUUAGCAAAAAUUAAAAAUGUAGAAGUCAAUCCUUGGAAAAUGGAUGCUCCUCUUGAUUUUGUUUCAAAAUUUCAAACUAAAGUAAUUCUGCAUUUACAAUAGCAAUGUAUGAAUGUUAACAAAUAUGAAUGUUUAUUGUAUACUAUACUCAAUUUAACAUGUUCUGUUUAUGAGAGAGAGAGAGAGAGAGAGAGAUUAUUGCAAGAAUUGGAAAGUAACUGCAAAAAUUAUGUGCAAACUGCACCAGUAAUGAUGUACACGGUGGUGAUAUUGUUCUCUGAAUUUUGAUAUAAAUUAAUGUACAUGUACCAAAUGAAAUUAUCCUAUUAAAUUUCCAUUUCAAAUGAAAAUGAGUGAAUUUCAA
Molecule: messenger RNA, 1034 nt
Organism: Ostrea edulis (European flat oyster)
Lineage: Eukaryota; Metazoa; Mollusca; Bivalvia; Ostreida; Ostreidae
Exons: 3
Coding region: 245-607 (120 amino acids)
Source: RefSeq, a predicted model, not a curated record